Molecule: messenger RNA, 1223 nt
Organism: Symsagittifera roscoffensis
Lineage: Eukaryota; Metazoa; Xenacoelomorpha; Acoela; Convolutidae
Product: tachykinin-like peptides receptor 86C
Exons: 5
Coding region: 13-1053 (346 amino acids)
Biological process (GO): G protein-coupled receptor signaling pathway
Cellular component (GO): plasma membrane
Molecular function (GO): G protein-coupled receptor activity
Source: RefSeq, a predicted model, not a curated record
UACAGUUUGCUGAUGAUAGCACUGGACAGAUAUGUGGCAGUGGUGACACCCUUCUCCAUGCUGUUCAAGAGAGUCACCCUCAAGUGGUGGCUUCUCCUCAUCUGGCUUCUCUCCUUCUCGUCCGCCCUCCCACCCACCAUCAUCUCACACAUCACACACAUUAGGAACCCUUGUGACGAGAGUGAGAUCCUUCGCACUCUGUGCUACCAAGACUUGCGAUACCACUACUACGUGGACCUGUUCACCCUCGUGACAUCAUAUGUGGUGCCCCUCAUCUGCAUGACUGUGUGCUAUGCGGCCAUCACCAGACGACUGAUUGAGAGCACCCGAGUGGUGUCUAACACUACAGUACUCGGACAGACGCACAGCGCCAGGAACCAGAAGGUGAUCCGGGUGUUGGUGGCUGUGGUGUGUAUCUUCCUUCUCUGCUGGCUGCCCCUCAGACUCUACCAGCUGGUCAAGUUCAUCUACCCUAACAUACUCACAUCUCCCCUCGUGCCCAAAUUCUACCUGGCCGCCUACUGGCUGGGAGUGAGCAACUCCACCUGGAACCCCAUCAUCUACUCCUUCUACUUUAUCAAGAACAAAAAAGAAAAUCAAGCGGCACAAACACUUGCAGCCAAUGAUGCGACUGCACUGAUUAGUCGAAACAAAAAGGGAGGCAACAAUAUUCACGACAACAGCAAGAAUGUGACCAGCAAUGUCAACCACAGUAUGACCUGUAAUGGUACAAAAGGGAUCAUUAGUGGGGUUCCCAGCGAAAUGAACAGAAAAAUGACCUUGACUACCCCAAUCAAGGUCAAUUCUAAAAGUGAUGCAGACAACUCAGGCCGUGAUGGAAAAGUUUCGAUGACAGCCGCAAGCAACAUUGGAGAAGAAUCAACUUUCGCCGAACCAGCAAAAGAUUCGAUUUUUCAGCGAUUGUCGGAAAAAGACCAGGACAACGAAAAUGGCGAAGAACACUUCGUCAAAAUUCAAAAAGACGUUCUCGAAAGCAUUUCAGAAAAAAAUGGCAUCGAGUUAAAACAAGACAAUUGCGAAAGUUCUUUGUGAUAUCUGUGUACGCUUCACUUAAAAGUUGUUGUAUAUAUGGCGUAUGUACGAGCAAAGCAGAAUACUUAAUUUUGCAGGCGCUUAAAUUUCUUUCUUCUAUUAUAUCUACUUUGUCGUUUGAUGUUAAUUACGAACAGCUUCAACGAGGAUUGCAAAAAGAUUGAACACAA